AUGCGUUUCUCCAUCGCCACAGCCAUCACCUUCGGUGCCCUCGCACUCGCUGCGCCCGCCGCCAUCAGGCGCCAGAACGGCCCCGUCCUCGCCGACACCACCUUCAAUGACAUCCAGAUCUCUGGAGGAACCGCCGGAAACGCAGAGGCAGAGGCCCUUGCCGCCUUCUCUGCGCUCGACCUCAACAACCCCGGCAACAUCGACCCCGCCGACGUGAAGUUCCUCGCUGAGGUCAACAACGUCGCCAACGAUGCCGAGAAGGAGGCCUUCAACACCCAGAUCGAGGCCGCAAGCGGCGAUGCCGCCACCGCUCUCCAGAAUGGCAAGAUCAAGAACAAGGUCCUCAAGCUCAUGGCCACCAAGAUCCAGCUCGAGUCCAAGCAGGCCAACGGCGAGGACGUCUCCGCCAAGCUCGCAGACGAGCUCAAGAAACUCAACAACAACAUCGCCACCGACACCAAGAACGCCGGUCAGGCUAGCACCGCUGUCGACUUCGAUGCUACCAUCUCUGGUGGCGGCAACUAA
Molecule: messenger RNA, 525 nt
Organism: Aaosphaeria arxii CBS 175.79
Lineage: Eukaryota; Fungi; Ascomycota; Dothideomycetes; Pleosporales
Exons: 1
Coding region: 1-525 (174 amino acids)
Source: RefSeq, a predicted model, not a curated record